CAGAAGCACAAGGUUCAAACAUACUUCGUUUGCCGAGGUGUCUGUCUUCGCUAGACCAGAGCCCUGACCUCAUGCUGUCUUCCAUCGGGCAACAAGGCUUCCCACUUCCCUCCUUAUCUCCCUUUCGUCUAGCUGUGUAUCAUGAUCUGAUUUGUUUCCGACCGAUCUUGUUAUCUUCAUUUCUUUCCCUCCGUGUCUUUUGAUUCUUCUUCUGCUCGGGUCUUAACGUCAUGAUCGGUGCUACCAGGCGCUGGUUCCGGCGCAAUCGCAGAAUUCUCGCCAUAGGCGCGGGUCUCGUCGGGGCUGGCUACCUGGCGGGCCAGUAUUUGCUGUCGAAGAUUUCAGAUGCUCACGAGCGCAUGAGUAGUGAUAGGAUUGCAAAGGAGAAUCUACGACGCCGUUUUGAACAGAACCAGACCGACUGUACAUAUACAGUGCUAGCGCUGCUACCUACCGCUGCGGAGGAUAUUUUGGAGGCUCUACCGGUAGAGGAAUUGGCGCAGGAGCUACAGAGGAAGCGGGCGGAGAGACUGGCUAAGGUUAAUGCGGGUGAUGCGACGAGUUCAGAAAUCAGCUCGGCAUCUCCCAGCGUGGUUGAAGAGGACCGUCGCAGUCUAUCGUCUAGUUUUCAAAGUGAAGCUUUUCUUCACGCCAGUCAGUCGAGUGAUUCCGCUCCUCCGGUUGGGGGAAGUGCGCCCGAGGUGAAACGAAGCAAGGCUCAACUCUGGAAGGAGGUCAAGAUUACCUCUAUCACAAGGGCCUUUACUCUGAUCUACACUCUAUCAUUAUUGACUGUCUUCACUCGAGUUCAGCUCAAUCUUCUUGGACGCCGGAGUUACCUCUCUAGUGUCAUCUCCCUGGCGACACCUCCUGCUGACGCGUCUACGAUCAGCCUUGAGGACCAUGAUGAUGAUGAUCUGACUCAAACACUUGGAAAUGACUUUGAAACCAAUCGGCGCUAUCUUGCCUUCAGCUGGUGGCUGCUUCACCGGGGUUGGAGGGAAUUGAUGGAGCAGGUUCGGGCGACAGUCACCGAGGUCUUCGGCCCUCUUAACCCUCGCGAAGAUAUCACGUUGGCGAGGCUGUCUGAGCUUACGUUGCAAAUCCGGAAGAAUAUUGAGGGUAGUACGGAGCAGGAGCGAAGAUCAAAGAAGUGGUUAACCUACUUGCUGCCUCCUUCAGAGGAGGAAGAACAUGUGCUACAGGAGUCUGGGGUACUUGGGGUUUCGGAGCCGCCGUCUCCCCAGACGGCAUCGAAACUACGGCACCUCCUGGACGAGACGGCCGAUUUGAUCGAAUCACCGUCGUUCGCUCACGUCGUAACACUUUUGAAUAAUGAGGGCUUUUCGACACUGGUGGAGCAGAAGUGCGCUGCCGAUGCUUUCAAGCCGUCCCACAACGGGGAGAUGGCGCCUCAAUCAUUUGACUCGGUCGCUACUGUCAUCCCCCCUCCCAACCUGAUGCCCAAGACGAAACUGGCAAAUGUCCUAGCGGUGAUGGCCCGUCAAGCACAUGUGAUCGGCAAUGGUACGAACUCUCCGAAUGAGUAUCUCGCCGCCAUGGAUCAGGGCGUUCGGGAACUGGACGCAUUUGCAGCCGUCGUAUACAGCUCGAAUUUUGACAAGGAGCUGCUCAGUUCCGGGCUGAGUCCUAGAACAUUGCCAGUGGAUCUGGCUGACGUUGACACUUCUUCGUCUUAUGCUCCUGUCCUAGUAGACAAGGGUCCUGAUGUAACCAUGGGUGAUGGCAACGAUAGUACCAAUGCAAGCAAUAGCGAAGGGGUGGUAUCUGGAGCCGAUCUCGUCCAGUCUCUGGCUUCAGAGCCAGCUUUCGAGGCGGCAUGGGGGAAGGCUGUGGAGGAGAAACAUGACUCCAGGGAAGAAUGAAGACCGUGACAUGUCGCUGGAUCUCCUAAUGCACGCCACGGUAGGGUGACACAGGGCAUUGAGGUCACACUGCCCUCAUAUGUUUUCCCCUAGACUCUCCACUGACCGAUGGAAUCAGUGGUUUCCUGUGUUAUAUGCCACCAUUUUGGAAUAUGGAUGAAUUGGAAGGCCGCGUGUGAUUGUACUGGCUGCGAUAUCCGGAGGCGGCUCCGAUGGGGUUCCGGCUGAGGGCUCACGUGAAGCCGCAUUGACUCCGAAGCUAGUCCAGAUAAAGUUUAGAGUCUUUUCGGUUCCAAACCUAAACUUUAGCUUUUUAUGCUCGCGGGGAUUGCGGAGGCGUAUUACGACCGUAUUUUUACGGCAUAGCUGGUAAUAGUAACAGUAGGAUCAAUAGCUGGUUAAUAUUAUGAUGGAAAGUACAUUGUGC
Messenger RNA from Monascus purpureus, 2313 nucleotides. The record is from the annotation of a GenBank genome assembly. NCBI's taxonomy places the organism in Eukaryota, Fungi, Ascomycota, Eurotiomycetes, Eurotiales, Aspergillaceae.